Molecule: messenger RNA, 5433 nt
Organism: Pseudophryne corroboree (corroboree frog)
Lineage: Eukaryota; Metazoa; Chordata; Amphibia; Anura; Myobatrachidae
Product: alpha-2-macroglobulin-like
Exons: 34
Coding region: 1231-5283 (1350 amino acids)
Cellular component (GO): extracellular region
Molecular function (GO): endopeptidase inhibitor activity
Source: RefSeq, a predicted model, not a curated record
ACUUCCUUUCCCAGCAGCCCAUACUAGGGAUGGCUAUUGGUGCUCUCACCAUCGUGUUUGCCAUCGAUAGUGAAACUGUAUGUGACCAUAGAUGGUAGAAAGCUGUGCAAUGGAGGAACAUCAAUGAUUUCACUCACCGAUGCACUUCCAUUCCCUGGCCCAUGCUUUAUGCGCCCCAGAGUAGGAAUAAGCAAGUAACCCACAGGGCAUGUGCUGUGUUCCUCCCUCUCACAGGACCACCACCCUGGAGUCCGGUACCAGCCUGGAGAUGGAUCUCCUGCAAGAAAACACACCAAUGUAGUUAAAAUAAAUAGGAAAUAGCAGGGCUGCAACGUGGUGUGUGCCAGUGGUGCCUGGCACACAGCACAGAUGCUCUGGAGGCACAGGACCACCGGCAACACCCGCCUGACAGCUCCACCGCCAUCACACUGUUGGGUCCAGCCCACGUUCCCCCGCCGUCACCGCCCGGCAGCAUUGCCUGGCUACUCUCACAUAGGUAGCCGGUUAGCACUGCAGCUCCCCCUCCCCAUGUGCUUGGAGUAAUGACGUCUCUCCCAGCCUGCCCCUGCCCACCCACAAUGCCCUGCGAAGAGUGCAGCAUAGGGCGGGAAGAGGAGAGGACAGGCCUGCUUGCUCGUCACAGGUGAGUAUAACACACUCUCUCAUAUAAUGUGUAAAAAAAGGGGGACUACCUGCCAUAAUGUUUAAAAAAUGGAGACUGCCUGCCAUAAUGUUUGAAAAAAGGGGACUGCCUGCCAUAAUGUGUAACAAAAGGGGGACUGCCUGCCAUAAUGUGUAAAAAUAGGGUCUCUGUCUGCCUAAUGUGUAAAAAAUAGGGGGACUCUGCUGCCUAAUAUGUAAAAGGGGGACUUUGCUGCUCUAAUGUGUAAAGGGGGCUCUGCCUGCCUAAUGUGUAAAAAAGGGGGCUCUACCUGCCGUAAUGUGUAAAAAGGGAGCUCUGCCUGAUGUAAUCUGUAAAAGGGAUUUCUGUGGCCACGCCCCCUCCCCAUGAAGCCAUGCCCCCAUAUUUUUUUUGUGCAAGCCUACAAUGUACAUUGGCCCUGUUUUGUAUAUGGGGGGGCAGAUGCUGUUUCUUGCACACAGCGCUAAAAUGUCUAGUUACGGCACUGCGAAACAGGUUGGAGUGAAUGGCCUCUCUCUUUUUUUGCUGGCUCUACCUGCUCACACACAUGGGACCUGCUGCCUCUGCUGUUGCUGAGCGAACAGCAAAUGGCAAAAAUGGAAGACCAUGAUCAGCAACAGAUUGCUGUAAUCGAGCUGAUGGACCCAAAUGGUUACCGCAUUGGACAAUGGCUGAAUGUAACUUCAAACUAUGGGAUUGCUGAUUUUAGCUUCUCUUUGGCAAAUGAGCUAUCUUUUGGAAAAUAUAAAAUUUACAUACCUGAUGAAUGUGAAAAACAAAUUACUGUCUCUGAAUACGUACCAAAAAGAUUUGAAGUAAAGAUCAACUUCCCGUCUAAUGUGUCUAUGACAGAUAAAUCUUUUCAACUGGAGUCUUGUGGCAGUUACAUCUAUGGAAAGCCUGUAGAGGGCACCAUUGAUAUUACUCUCUGCCCUAGUUCACUUGCUGUCUACUGGACACGGCUUAGGGAAUCAAUGUUGAGCGGUGAAGAUGAUGAUGAUGAUGAUGAUGAUGAUGAUGAUGAUGAUGAAGAUCAACAACAUUCAGAACAAUGCCUAAAAAUAAGUAAUGUGAAGACUGAUAGCAAAGGAUGUCUAUCCAGGGAGAUCGACCUUAGUUUCUUCAAUUUCUCAAGAUCAGAUCGUGAAACAUAUUUAAAAAUAAAAACUUCUCUGACAGAACACGGCACAGGUCACAAUGAGAAAGCAUCAGCCAACCUCUACCUUGGGAAUUACCGACAGAUUAGAUUUAUUGGGGACUUUAGACGUUCGUACUAUAAAGGUGUUCCACUUACAGGCAAGCUACUCGUUACUGAUGAAAAUAAGCAGCCCUUGGCCAAUGAAGCCAUUACUUUAUCUACGAUGGAGGAUGAGGAUAUAAUCGCAAAUGUGGUGACAGACAACAAUGGAAUUGCUCAUUUUAUGUUCAACACCUCUACAUGGGAAAAAGAUAUGGGAUUACUCGCAAUGUUUUCAUCAGAGAAUGAAGAUAAUGACUAUUAUUAUUCACGGACAACAAACUGGCUUGUCCCCUUGUACUCUGAGAGUGACAGCUUUCUGAUUGUCGAGAAAAAUUCAGACCGCGUUUCCUGUGACUCUGACGUGUCAGCGACUGUGAAAUAUGAGAUCAGUAAGAACAGCCUGGAUCCUAAUUCUGAUCAUCUCACUUUGUUCUACUUUGUAUUGUCUAAAGGUGGAGUUGUUUCUUACAAAGAACAUAAAUUAGACAUUAAAGAUGCAUCAAGAACCCAGACUCUGCGUGGGUCAUUCACUAUAAACGUACACGUAGAUGCUGAAAUAAUCCCGUAUUUCAAUGUCUUUGUUUUCUCUGUAUUGCCCAGUGGAGAAACUAUUGCCAAUACAGUAAGAUAUGUUGUUUCAGAAUGCUCCAAGAACAAGGUGCAAGUCAGUUUCUCUGAAGCUCAGGUCCAUCCUGGAGAAAAGGUGAAUCUUAAAGUUACAGCCGAGUCUGGUUCCUGGUGCUCCGUGCGAUCUGUGGAUAAAGGUUUAUUACGUCAAAACCCUUAUGAAGCCACCUCAUAUAUAGAUGCUCUUCAAUCAAAAAUUGCACGGAGAUUAAAUCUUGGCUACGAAAGACAGCGCAGAUUGACAGAAGAUCCAGUAAAACACCAAUGCCAAGGAAAUGAGAUUCCUGAACAUCAGAGGGCUGGGUAUUUAGUUGCUGAUACUCAUUAUAUGUUUGAGACACGCAAUCUAAAAGUUUUCACCAACACUCGGAUAUACAAACCAGUGAAAUGUGCCCCACCACCUGAGAUCAGUUUCCGCCCUCCAAAGAAAACAAAGGCUAAUAAAGUCACUUUCACUCAAGUGGAUCAAAAGCGGAAGAAGCAUCUCAAAAGAAGAUACUUCCAAGACACCUGGUUGUUUGACUUAGUUUCUGUGGGCCCAGAGGGACACACAGAGCUAAACCUGACUACCCCUGAUAGUAUCACCAAGUGGGAAACUGAUGUCAUCUGCCUGGGGAUGUCUGGGAUUGGUGAGAUAAAGGAUGUAGUGCUGACCACCUUCCAACCAUACUUCAUCGACCUGAUAUUACCCUACUCUGUGGUGCAAGAAGAGAAAUUUACAAUAAAAGCCCUGCUCUUUAGCUAUGAGAAGAAAUGUAUGCUGGUGGUGGCUGCACUGUCUGAUUCAGAGGAUUUCACAACAGUCCACAGCAAGGAGCAGGCCAGAUGUGUCUGUGAAGGCCACUCAACCUACUUUACCUGGGAUGCCACAGUCUUAAACCUGAAGAACUUAAAGAUCCAUGUGACCAUUGGUUCUCUGCAUGUGGAUGGAGGUUGCAAUGCAGAUCCAUUUUUGUUGGGAAAGGAUCACAGAGAAGACUCUAUUGAAAAAACUAUUGUGGUCAAGGCUAGAGGACAUGAAGAACAAAAGACAGAGACCUUCCUUAUCUACCCGGGAGAUAACCGUGAGAAAAUCCCAGUUGACUUCCAAGUACCAGAAAGACUGGUGGCAGGUUCCGCACGUGCUCGCAUCAUUGUACUGGGUGAUCUCAUUGGCAAUCCUAUCGCUAACAUGGACAAACUACUUCGUAUGCCGGAAUCACUUGGGAACCACAACAUAGCAAAGUUUUCUAGAUUUGUUUACACACUGCAGUACUUGCGGAUUACAAAUGAAUCAAAACCGCGUUAUCAAAAACAGGCUCUGGAAUAUCUAACUAAAGGUUACCAGAAACAACUGACAUAUAAAAGAGAAGACGGUUCUUAUGGAUUAAUUUCAGGGAUUAAAGCCAAUGUAUGGCUCACAGCCUAUGUAGUAAAGGCUUUUAGCAGAGCUCAGGACUUCAUCUAUAUAGAUGAAACUCAUGCUCAGCAAGCUGUCACCUGGUUGCAAAAUCAACAGUUACCCAAUGGCUGUUUUGAAGGAAAAGGGUCUUACUUUAAUAAUGACUUCCAGGCAGAUAAUGAAAUUGCACAAACUGCCUAUGUCCUCAUCUCACUGCUGGAGCAUCCUCAGGCCUACAAUGGAAGCAUUGUGGAAAAUGCCUUGAAGUGUUUGAGGAAUGGAGCACACAACGUUACAUCUGUCUACGCCCAGGCUCUCCUGGCCUAUGCCUUCUCUCUGUCAGGAGACAGUGAACUAAGACAAGAGACACUGAAGAGAUUGGAGGAGACUGCGAUAAAGAAAGAUGGCUCUAAGUACUGGAAAAAAAGCAGCGACCGACAUGGAAACGUUGAGUUCUCUUCAUAUGUCAUUCUUGCUUUGCUUUCUGAAAAGACAACAACCCAGAGAGAUCUUGAGGAGAGUGCAGAUAUCGUCCGUUGGAUUGUGGGACAACAGUCAGCAUCGGGAGGAUACUUCUCCAAUGAGGACACUACAGUAGCUCUUCAAGCUCUGGCUAAAUAUGCCAAGGCCAUGCACCAUAAGAAGGGAGAUGCAACAGUGACGGUUGAGUCAGAGUCUGGGUUUUAUAAAGAGAUUCACGUGGAUAAAACUAACAGCCUUCUCCUACAAACAGUAGACCUCCCAGAGUUCCCUGGGGAAUACACAGUGACUGUCACAGGAAACAGCUAUGUCUAUGUACAAUCACACCUCCAUUACAACAGUCUUCCUGACAAUUCUGAUGCCCAUUUUGCCCUGAAUGUAAGCACUGAGCCAGCCGUCUGCACCCAUGAUGGACAAACACAUUUUGAGGUCCAUGUUGAUGUCAGAUACUCAGGAAGACGUGCGGUUACCAACAUGGCAAUCAUUAUGGUGGAGUUCCUUUCCGGAUUUCAUGCUGAUGAAAAAAGUGUUAAAAAGUUGGAGAAGAAUCCUACAGUAAACAGAACAGAGGUCUCAGUGGAUAAGAUCACCAUUUACUUGGACAAGCUCACUCACGAAGCUGAGAGUUUUACUUUUGGAUUGAGACAAGAAACACGUGUGGAAAAUCUGCAGCCUGCGAAUGUCAUAGUGUAUGAUUAUUAUAUUCCUGAUGAACAAGCUAUAACAGAGUAUAACUCUCCCUGCAGUGCAGUGAAAGGUCACUGCAGAGUCGGUGUCUCUGAGAGGAGGGAUUGUGGCCAUUCCGGUAUCACCAGGGAACAUUGUGAACAGAGAGCCUGCUGCUUCGAUUCCAGUGUGUCACAAGCCAUAUGGUGUUUCUUUCCAGGAAUUGAAAAAAAAGAAUCCCACUAAUCAUGAAUCAUUAUUGGAUGACAUCACACGCUGCAUCCUCUGUGCCCAGAAUAUGUGUAAUCUACCUGCAUAUAGCAGACAGGACAUGAUUCCCAUAAUAAAUAAUUCUGCUUCUUGUAAUACAACAUUCAAUAAACAAUAUACAGAUUA